Lactuca saligna is the source of this 788-nucleotide messenger RNA. The record is from the annotation of a GenBank genome assembly. Lineage: Eukaryota; Viridiplantae; Streptophyta; Magnoliopsida; Asterales; Asteraceae.
AUGCUUGCAAUAACGCCUCCCCCCAUCAGUAAUCGGCCCGUCUCUUCCCCUCCGAUCCUUCCGUUCUCUGCAAAUCCGAUCACUCUCCGUUUCCGCACUCCGCAGAAAACUAUGGAUACUACGGAUCGUAGAUACUUGGAGGAAGAAGAUUCUUCAAUGACAAAGAUGAUGAAGGGUACUGCUACUGGUUUGGCAGCUGGAACAAUUUGGGGCACCAUUGUUGCUACAUGGUUGGAUGUUCCUCGUGUUGAGAGAAAUGUUGCUUUACCUGGUUUGAUCAGGACAUUAAGGAUGAUGGGUACCCAUGGGUUGACUUUUGCUGCCAUUGGUGGGGUCUACAUUGGUGUUGAGCAAUUGACACAGAAUUACAGAAUGAAGAGAGACUUUGUUAAUGGAGCAGUUGGAGGUUUUGUUGCUGGUGCUGCCAUUAUUGGUUUUAAAGGUAAGAGCAUUUCAACAGCACUAUCCGCCGGAGCUGCACUUGCUGCCACUUCUGCCGCCAUUGAUGUUGGUGGUCAGACAACUAGAAUGGAUACCGGAAAGGAGUAUUAUCCUUAUACUACCAAGAAAAGGGUUGAUGCCAAUUGAGUGGGACCCUGUUAUGAAGGAGGAGGUUGCUGUUUUCUUUUUUUUACUAUUAUUGUGAUAAAUGAUUGCUUUUGGAUAUUUGAUUUUGGUGUAUGUUUUGUUUUUGUUUAAUCAAAGUUUACAAAGUCAAGACAGUUUGCUGAAAUAAAUUUACAGCAAUUUUCUGUACUCAAUAAGAAUUAUGCACAUUCUGAUUCCAA